GUUAGCAACAUUGAGAAAUCAACACAAUGAUAUCGUGUGGAAAGUAUUUGAUAUUUUUAACUCAAGCGGCAUAUCAAAUAUCAUUCUAAAUGCUUUUCAGACAUAAAGAAAAGACAAGAAUUAUUCUUAAGUUAUUAACGCGAAUUCUGUGAUGGUUUUAUGGGCAGUAAUUUGUCGAAUAUGCGUUUAUUUAUAUCUUAUAAAUGUCUUAGGGACUUCAAGCGACAACUUAGCUUUUGCGCACUUUACAAAUUCAUGGGCUGUACAUAUACCGCAGGUUGACGAAGAAACAGUCAAAGAAAUAGCUCGAAGACAUGGCAUGAUAAAUUUAGGACAGGUUGGAUCUCUCGAAGGGUUUUAUCAUUUUAAACAUCGCGCAUAUCCAAGACGUAUGAAACGUGAGACUAUUGCUCCAACAUUUAAACUAUCGCGAGAGUUUAAGGUAAAAUGGAUCGAACAGCAAGUGGUGAAGAAGCGUGUGAAAAGAGAUAUUUCAUACCCGGAUCCUUUAUGGCCUCAACAAUGGUAUUUGCACAAUAGAGAAAAUUUGAACUAUGAUCACAAUGUAUUGUCCGUGUGGAAGAAACUGAAUAUCAUAGGACGCGGUGUCUCUGUUUCAAUCUUGGAUGAUGGAAUCGAGAUGGACCAUCCUGAUCUAAAGGCCAAUUAUGACCCUGAUGCAAGCUACGACUACAACAGCCAUGAUAGUGAUCCAUCACCAAGAGCUACGUAUAAUAAUGAAAACAGACAUGGUACAAGAUGUGCUGGUGAAGUUGCGGCAGUUGCAGACAACAACAUCUGUGGUAUUGGUGUUGCAUAUGGUGCAAAAGUUGGAGGUAUUCGUAUGUUGGAUGGUGAAGUGACAGAUGUAGUUGAAGCCAAUUCGUUGAGUUACAAACCAACACAUAUUGAUGUCUACAGUUCCAGUUGGGGUCCUGAUGAUGAUGGCAAAACAGUGGACGGACCUGGUCCAUUGGCAAAAGCUGCCUUUUCUAAUGGCAUUGAUAAGGGUCGUGGUGGUCUUGGUAACAUAUUUGUUUGGGCAUCGGGAAAUGGCGGACGUGAACAAGACAACUGCAAUUGUGAUGGUUACACCAACAGUAUUUAUACCCUUUCAAUUAGUUCAGCUACAGAGCGUGGAACAUCGCCGUGGUACUCUGAAUAUUGUGCAUCCACAUUGGCAUCAACUUUUAGCAGUGGAGGAUGGAAUAUGAGGAAAAUAGUUACAACAGAUCUUCAUCACCAAUGUACAACACAACAUACUGGAACAUCAGCUUCUGCACCAUUGGCUUCUGGAAUAUUGGCUCUUGCUUUAGAAGCAAAUCCCAAAUUGACAUGGCGCGACAUGCAACACAUUGUGGUGCGAACCUCAAAACCUGAUAAACUUAAGUCAAACGACUGGGUGACAAAUGGCGUUGGUCGUAGGAUAAGCCAUCGCUUUGGUUACGGUCUUCUAGAUGCCAGAGCUUUGGUUGACCUCGCCAUUAUAUGGCCGACCGCUCCUGAGAAACAUAAGUGCGAGGAGGCAAAAGAUAUGAAACCAAGACCCAUUCCACACAGUGGAAGUUUAGUGGUAGAAAAAGAUGUUGUUGGAUGCCAGGGAAGCAAAAACUCUAUACAAUACUUAGAGCACGUGGAGGUUGUGAUUUCGCUUUCCUUUACACGACGUGGGGACCUCACUAUCGCUAUCAUCUCGCCAGGAACAAAAUCCACGCUACUUGGAAAGCGAUUAAUGGAUUAUUCGACAGAUGGUUUUAAUGACUGGGCAUUCAUGUCCACGCACUCCUGGGGUGAAAAUCCGCGAGGAACGUGGAGGUUGGAAUUAAAAAAUGUCGGUGACGUUAAGAACACUGGUACUUUGACCAGCUGGCAGCUGCGAUUUCACGGAACGCAAGACUCGCCGGAUAUAAAAUAUAAAAGUUGUUCCGGCGAAUGCAAAAAUGGAUGUCAUGGUCCGAGCGCCAGGGACUGUGUCGAGUGUGCUAACUUUAAAUCGAACGGAGUUUGUGUGAGUCGAUGUGAAGAACACGAGUAUUCAGAUAACGUCACGAAAGAAUGUCGACCAUGCUCCAACACUUGUGAAAAAUGCCAGGGUCCUGGGACUAACGAUUGUAUCAUGUGCACGUCAUCACUGUACCUCAAGGACGGUAGUUGUGUGGUAAACUGUCCAGAUGGAUGGUUUAUCAGCGAUAAUCACACUUGUGAAAGAUGUAAUUCAAACUGUUUGACUUGCAGCAAGAAAGCUGUUCUUUGUUCGUCUUGCAAGAAAUACCAAAAGCUUGAAAUGAAUAGAUGUGUCAUGAAUUGUAAGAAGAAUGAGUUCGUCUCCAUGGAAAGGUGUUGGCCAUGUCAUCCUUCUUGUCUCUCUUGUAAUAACGACACAGCUUGGUCAUGCACCAAAUGCGAUUUUACCCUCGCCACACGAGAAAGUGUAAAGCAAGAUCUGUACCUACACAGAGGAAUGUGUGUGGUCCAAUGUCCGACCGGUUUCUAUGGAGAAAGUCAUCAGUGCUUACAAUGCCAUUCUUCGUGUAAAUAUUGUAGAGGACCUUUAAAGACCGAUUGUACGACAUGCAAAGACGGCUUGGUUCGUGCUGAUAAUGGAACUGGCUUAUGUCUAGAUUACUGUCCUUCAGGAUCAAGCCAUAGGAUAUCAGAGGAUACGUGCGUCCAGUGUGGAUUGAAUUGCAGCGCUUGUGAUCCUGAUAAUCCUUCCCAAUGCACAGCAUGUCCCCAAGGAAAGUUCCUCUGGCGUGGUGCUUGUCUGCCUGCAGAAUCAUGUCCAAGAUCUACAUACCCAGAGCUCAACACAAGUCGUUGUCAAUUCUGUCAUCCGUCAUGUUAUCGAUGUAAUGACUCACCUACCAUUUGUACUGCCUGCUUUGGUUAUUCUUAUCUCCAUAACAACAAAUGUAAUUUGGUUUGUCCAAACGGAACUUUUGGUAUGAAUAAUAUGUGUCAGUUUUGCAAACCUGAAUGUUUGACAUGUUUUGGGGCGAACCAGAAUCAAUGUUUAACUUGCAUCAACGGUUUCAAGUUCUUUAACAACACUUGUGUUAAGCAGUGUCCUAAAGGGAUGUUUGUGGACCAUAAUGGACGAUGUCAACGCUGCUCCUUGACGUGUAAGGAAUGCAUUGGUGAAAAAACCAACUGUACAUCUUGCGUAGAUGGUUUCAUAAAGGUAAACGGGACGUGUAAAUCAUUGUGUGAUGACGGCACAUUUUAUAACGUAACGUUAGCAGGUCUAACAUCAAGAAAUAAAAGAACAGAUCAUUGUUCACGCUGCCAUGUAUCAUGCUUAACUUGUACUGGCCCGAUGAAAUACGACUGUCUCCGAUGCAAAGGAGUGAAAUUCCGAAACCCCAAAACCGCUCUGUGUUCGCUCAACUGUCCCAAAAAAGGCUUCUACGAAGGUCUUUCAUCCUCUCUUUGCGAGGACUGUCCAUCAGAGUGUGAGAGUUGUGUCAACCCUUUGCAAUGUUCCAAAUGUAUUUAUGGUUUGUUCCUUCAUAAUGGGAGAUGUGUUUCACGAUGUCCAGAGGGUUUUUAUGCAGACAAUCGCACUACGGCUGGAGUUUGCUUGCCUUGCAACAGAAAGUGUGAAUCUUGUGCGGGAACCGCAACCUCAUGUACACAAUGUUCGUCGUCGCUGAUACUUUAUAACCAGCAAUGUUUGUUGCAUUGUCCUUCUGGAAUGUUUUUCUCGAACGAUUUUAAAAGUUGUCUACCGUGUCAUAAUUCAUGUUUGACGUGUGUUGGUGUAAGUAGCAGUCGCUGCACUUUGUGUAAAUCUGGUCUAGUAUUUUUCCGGGGUCAAUGUCGUUCCCAUUGUCCGAUACGCUACUACCACAACAAUGCUUCUCACAGUUGUGAACCAUGUGGUAACUAUUGCCACAGAUGUAGUAAAGGAAGUGAUCCAUCUACUUGUGAAGAGUGCAUCUCACCUUUCGUGCUUCAGCAUAACACGUGCGUGAGGACGUGCUCAGCCGGCUACGUAUUGGACCAUAGGCAAGGUAUAUGUGUUAGAUGCCAUGCAACUUGUGCCACGUGCAUGGGUCCAACUGAAAACGAAUGUCUCACGUGUAAAAUGACCAAUGGAGCCUUGAAGGAUCCGUGUGCAAGAAAUCAUGUGGGAAGGGUUGGUAUAAAGACCCGUUGACCUCAUUUUGUGAAUCAUGU
Xenia sp. Carnegie-2017 is the source of this 4179-nucleotide messenger RNA. Its product is annotated as proprotein convertase subtilisin/kexin type 6-like. Gene Ontology annotation, molecular function: serine-type endopeptidase activity; protein binding. Gene Ontology annotation, cellular component: trans-Golgi network; Golgi membrane. Lineage: Eukaryota; Metazoa; Cnidaria; Anthozoa; Malacalcyonacea; Xeniidae. The record is from RefSeq and is a predicted model, not a curated record. Gene Ontology annotation, biological process: protein processing.